UAUCGUUCUUCUGACCACUCCCAAACAUUAACACCACUAUUGAGAUGAUAAGUUAAUCGUCCUAAAAUAUUCUAAUAGUGAUGACAUCAUCUGCAAAAGCAUUACAACCUUCGUCAUGUUUCUUGAGGCACGGUCACAAUCCGAUCGCAAACAGGACAACCCUUUUGAGUUUCGGGUUCCGUUCCCGACAUGAUCAGAUUCGUUGUGAGAGUUUACGUUCCUCGUCGGAAAGUCAUGUUACAAAAAGAGGUGAGGCGGUGGUGACGGCGGCGAAGAAGAGACAUCAAUCACCGGAACGAUGCGCGGCGGAGGGGAUACUGAUCGGAGGAGGAGAGAUGGAGGUGGUAAAGGAGGUGGGGACGUUGAUACCGGAGAGGAUGAAAGUAGUGAUGUUGACGGCGUGCAUGAUGUGUCUUUGUAACGCCGACAGAGUUGUGAUGUCUGUAGCGGUGGUUCCACUCGCCGAGAAACUUGGCUGGUCGAGUUCUUUUCUAGGGGUAGUUCAGUCCUCCUUUUUAUGGGGUUACAUAUUUUCAUCGGUUAUUGGAGGAGCAUUGGUGGAUCGUUAUGGAGGAAAAAGAGUAUUGUCUUGGGGAGUCGCAUUGUGGUCUUUUGCCACUCUACUCACUCCAUGGGCAGCUGCACACUCGACCUUAGCCUUAUUGUGUGUCCGAGCCUUCUUUGGUCUCGCUGAAGGUGUUGCAAUGCCCUCCAUGACUACUCUUCUCUCUCGGUGGUUCCCUAUGGAUGAACGAGCAAGUGCGGUUGGUAUAUCAAUGGCAGGGUUUCACAUGGGAAAUGUCGUGGGACUUUUGUUAACUCCGCUCAUGUUAUCUUCUAUUGGAAUCUCUGGUCCUUUCAUUCUUUUUGCGUCCUUAGGUCUAUUGUGGGUGUCAACUUGGGCAAGCAACGUUACAAACAACCCACAUGACAGUCCUUUCAUCACUAGGUCAGAGCUGAGGCAAAUCCAGGCUGGAAAACCGGUUCAUACACCAACCAGUUCAACCAAGCCUAACCCAUCUUUGCGUCUUCUUUUGUCAAAGUUGCCUACUUGGGCCAUAAUUUUCGCUAACGUGACUAACAACUGGGGAUACUUUGUUCUUCUUUCAUGGAUGCCUGUUUACUUCCAAACAGUGUUUAACGUGAACUUGAAGCAAGCAGCUUGGUUCAGCGCUCUUCCAUGGGGGACAAUGGCGGUCUCAGGUUACUUUGCUGGCUCAGCAUCAGACUUCUUGAUCAGAACUGGUCACUCUGUGACCUCUGUCCGAAAGAUCAUGCAGUCUAUUGGAUUUAUGGGUCCGGGGUUGUCUCUGCUCUGCCUCAACUACGCAAAAUCACCUUCUUGCGCAGCCAUUUUUAUGACCAUUGCAUUGAGCUUGAGUUCCUUUAGCCAAGCUGGGUUUCUCCUCAACAUGCAAGACAUUGCACCAGAAUAUGCUGGUUUCCUGCACGGUAUUUCAAAUUGUGCGGGUACAUUGGCUGCGAUCGUAAGUACAAUAGGGACGGGCUAUUUCGUGCAGUGGCUUGGCUCUUUCCAGGCGUUCUUGACGGUAACGGCGUUUCUUUACUUUGCAACCACCGUGUUCUGGAUCCUCUUUGCCACCGGAGAACGAGUCUUUUAGAUCCAAAAGGUUUUCUUUUUAAACUUAUAGGGCAAUAUGAUACAAGAAAAGAAAAGAAAAACUUUUUAAACUUAUAGGGCAAUAUGAUACAAGAAAAGAAAAGAAAAACUUUUUAAACUUAUAGGGCAAUA
Messenger RNA from Eruca vesicaria subsp. sativa (arugula), 1753 nucleotides. The record is from the annotation of a GenBank genome assembly. Lineage: Eukaryota; Viridiplantae; Streptophyta; Magnoliopsida; Brassicales; Brassicaceae.